CUGGACUGUGGGAAGGGGCUCUGGGCACCUGAAGCUCCUAGGAGGUGGGCGGGGGGGCGGAGGAGCCCCGGAGUGGGACGCCGGGAGACCCAGAAGAGUGCGGGUGUGUGAGGAGGGGGAGCCGUGUUGGCCCGGGAUCAGGGCCCCCGCUCUCCCGGGGAACUCUUUGGGAUUUUGCGGAGCCUCCGAGGAAUCCAGUCCCGACGACCACGUCCAAAAUCUGGGACAUGUUUUGCUUGUUCCUUUUCCAGAGCCUCUGGACUGUUGGGACUGAUGGAUUCUGAGCCGGUGUGACCUGGUUUGUUUUGUUUUCACCUGUCACCCUUGUGUCUAAUUUUGGAAAACAAAGGGUUGACCUGACACACACAAGUGCACUAAGUGCACAUCUUAGUGUUCAGGAUUCUAAAACGAUCCAGAUCAUUUUUUGCAAACCUAAAAACUUAGUGAGGGUAAAGAAUAGGGAGUGCCCAACCUUGCUCUUCUGUUCUAAAGUGGAAAAAUUUUGGAAUUUGAAUUAGUAUUUUGUUCAGGCUUCUUGACUCUUAUCACAGUUUUGCUUUAUUUUCACUAAAUUUCAUCAUUUUCCUAGCCUUCAUCUAAAUCAUUAUGCAUUUUUAAGUGCCUACUACGUGCCAGGCUAAGUGCUGGGAUUCCAAAUUCUUAGAAGCACUGAUAAUUCGUCUUAAGUUAAUAGUAAAUGCUUUAGGACCACCCCUGAAAGAAGAAACACUCCAGGGCAUCCUAGGCAGAAUGAGCCUUCAAUGCUGUCGUCAGAAUGGCUCACCUGAGGGAAGCUGUAACCCUAGUUUUCCAGGCUUCUGAGGAGCAGGAAAAUCUUUUGAUAGUGAAAGUGGAGGAGAAAAAAGACCUUACCUUUAACCAGGAAUUUCAGCUUGGAAAAGACAACUUCUCUGGCCAAGAAAUCUGCCCACGUUUCAGGCAGUUCCGAUACCACGAGGCCCCUGGACCUCGGGAAGCUCUGAGCCAACUACGGGAACUUUGCCAUCAGUGGCUGAGACCAGAAAUACACACAAAGGAACAAAUCCUGGAUCUGCUGGUGCUGGAGCAGUUCCUGGCCAUCUUGCCAGAGGAGCUCCAGUCUUGGGUGAAAGAAUACCAUCCUUUGAGUGGAGAAGAGAUUGUGACCAUGUUGGAGGGUUUGGAGAGAGAACUUGAUGAACCAGGACAACAGGUUUCAGUCCAUGCAGAAGGAUUGAAAGGGUCGUUGAAGGAGGUGGUACCUUUGGAAGCAACACAAGAGUUAGUGAGCAUUCAACUGCAGCUUAUGGAGACUCAGCUCAAAUGUGAAUCCUCAGUACUCCACCGCUUACAAGAAAUAGAUGAUGAGUCUAGGCCUGAGAAUGAGAAGUUGAGUCUAAAGCAGGAAAUUUCUUUAGUAGAACCUCACUCAUUGCUUUUAAGAAGAGUCAUAGUGGAUGCUCCCCAGCAACCUGAAUCUGGACAAGCUUUUGAAACUGAGAGCAGGUUAAAAGGGCAUCAAGAAACCCCCACAGUGGAGAGAAGGAAGAAAUCUCCUUCCCAGGAGAAAAUUUCCAGGGAAAUCAGAGAGAUCAUUCAUAAAAAGUUUCCCAUAGGAGGACAGAAAGACCACAAAUGUGAUGAAUGUGGAAAAUUCUUUACUAAGAGCUCAAAUCUUAUUCGACAUCAAAGAAUCCACACUGGAGAAAAACCUUAUAAAUGUAAAGAAUGUGGGAAGGCUUUUAGUGGAAGUACCAGCCUUUGUCUGCAUCGGAGAAUCCAUACUGGGGAGAAACCUUAUAAAUGUGAUGAAUGUGGGAAAGCCUUUAGUGUGAGUUCCAAUCUGAUUCUUCAUUACAGAAUCCACACAUUAGAUAGACCUUAUGAAUGUGAUGAGUGUGGUAAAGCUUUCAAUUGGAGUUCAGACCUUAUUAAACAUCAAAGAAUCCACACUGGGGAGAAGCCCUAUGAAUGUGAUGAGUGUGGGAAAGCUUUCAAUCAGAGCUCUGACCUUAUUAAACAUCAAAGAAUCCACACUGGGGAGAAGCCCUACAAUUGCAGUGAGUGUGGGAAAGCCUUCAAUCAAAGCUCACUCCUUAUUAAACAUCAGAGAAUUCACACUGGGGAGAAGCCAUUCCAUUGUAAUGAAUGUGGGAAAAGCUUUAGUCAAAAUGCAGGUCUUAUAUCACAUCUGAGACUCCAUACAGGAGAAAAACCUUAUGAAUGUAGUGAGUGUGGAAAAGCUUUCAGUGAGAGUUCACACCUCAUUAAACAUCACAGAACUCACACAGGGGAAAAACUUUAUCAGUGUACCAAAUGUGGGAAAAGGUUUAGUCAAAAUGAAGGUCUUAUUUCACAUCAGAGAAUCCACACUGGGGAGAAACCCUACAAAUGUGAUGAGUGUGGUCAAACCUUCAAACAAAAUUCAGCCCUUAUUCAGCACCAGAGAAUUCACAAUGGAAGAAAAUCCUUUGAAUGUCAUGAAUGUGGAAAAGCCUUCCGGUGGAGCUCACAUCUUGUUCAACAUCAGAGGAUUCACACUGGAGAGAAACCUUAUGGAUGUAAUGAAUGUGGGAAAGCCUUCAGGGGGAGCUCAGAUCUUAUUCAGCAUCGGAGAAUUCACACUGGAGAGAAACCUUAUGAAUGCAAUGAAUGUGGGAAGGCUUUCAGCCAGAGUUCAAAGCUUAUUAGACAUCAGAGAAUUCACAGUGGAGAGAAACCUUACGAAUGUAAUGAAUGUGGGAAAUCUUUCAGUCAAAUCUCAGUGCUUAUUAGGCAUCAGAGAAUACACACAGGAGAAAAUCCCUAUGAAUGUAAUGAGUGUGGGAAAGCUUUCAAUCAGAGCUCAGCCCUUACUCAGCACCAGAGAAUUCACACUGGUGAGAAGCCCUAUGAAUGUAAUGAAUGUAGGAAAACCUUUAGGCAUAGGUCAGGCCUUAUUCAACACCAGAGAAUUCACACCAGAAAGUAACCCUUUGAAUGUAGUGAAUAUAGGAAUUUUUGGUGGCAGAUUUAUACUUUGGUUAAUCCCAGAGGAGAUAUGCUGAGUCCAAACUUAAUUAAAGAUAAACUUUUUGCCUGCAGCUCCAUGUCUGUGUUGAAGAAAAAAUAUUAAUACUAUACUCUGCAUUUUAGGCACAAGUCUGUCCAAAAAAAAUUAAAGUUUAAUAUAUAAGCAUUUCUAGUUUACAGAAAUGUUCAAACUGACAUAGUUUGACAAACUGACAUCCCCACCCCUCCCUUGAACAUGUUUUCAGAUAUGUCUCUAACCCAAGAAAAUUUGAGAUAUAAUUUAUAGGAAUCUUGAACAAGGAAAAUGUCACAGUAUGUUCAAAUCUAGAUCAGAGGUAAUAUUCUUGUUUGAAAAUGAGCCAUUUAAUCUUCUAUAGGAACUACUCCAUUUCUUGCUUUACCACUCCCCCUAAGGACUGAAUGGAUCUCCCUGUGCAUCAAUAUCAUAAUCUUUUCUGAAUGAAGAAGAGGGUGUUGCCCUUGGCCAGGCCAGUCACUUUCAGGGGAUGGGAAAAGCAAUGAACUAACUAGUCAAGAAGAAUUUCUGUUCCAAACUGGGUUUCUACUCUUAUCUGAUUUCCUUAGGAAAGGCCUUUUUUGUUCUUGACCUAACCCACAUUCCAAGUGGGACAAGUCUGGAAAGUGUUUUUAGGUUACAGAAGUUAGAGAAGUAUUUCUUAAUAUUUUUAGAGAAACUGAAAGGGAAGGGUUUUUUUACAUGCUUCUUCAUGUAUUCCAAAAACAAUUUUUAUUAACAUCCUAAAUUCAAGUGUUGUUCUUCCUGGAGAGAAAUAUCAAAACUAGCAGAUUCCUCUCAGUGCCUUCAGGCAUCUUUUUAACACGACAUUUUGAAGUAUCUUGAACAAGGAAAAUGUUACAGUUUGAUAAAACACAGUUUUGUAUUUAUAGUGUGUUCCAUCUAAUAAAACAAUAGUCACUUAAUCUUUCUGGGAGGCCCUGGACAAUAUCCCUUCUAAAACUACUCAUCCUUUUUGACCACUCAAGAGCUCUUCUCUCAGCUGGUCAGAGGGGAUCUUAAGCAAUUAAAGGGACUUCUUCCCUCUGAUCAAUACCCUAAUACCUUAGGGGAAGGCAGUAAUCUUUUAUGAAAAAUUUUUUUCAUUCUAAGUUUGGUUACCUCCCUUGAUCCAUUGUUCUUGACCUUUUUAUACACUUUCCUAAGAGAGGAGUUAGAACCAAGGGGAAAGAUUUUAGUGGAGGGCAUUGUUUUCUGAGAAGUUUUAAGCAGUGUAUUGACUUCCCUUCCCUCAGGUUAAUCUGGAAAAAACUUUAAAUUGGAGAAAUAAUUAUUUGAUAUUUCAGUUAACUAAGAAAGAAGUUUUUAAUGUGCUUCUACAGUAACUUUCUUUGUAGUAAGUAUUCCAUUGCUAUGUGCAUGUUGGCUCAUAGGAAAUGUAAGAGAUUUGUCUUUGUGUUAACCUAAGAGAACAAGAAUUGUAAUAUGGGGCCAGAUCCAUAGACCAUAAUUGUGUUUCUGACUGUAGUACCAAGUGAUGCUUCCUGUAAAAGAAUGGAUUUCCUCUGUGCAUUGAAUUCACAGGUUAGAUAUUCUUCAUGAUCCCCUGUGAGGUUGUAAGGUAGAAACCAUAGCGAUAGAGAUUUCCUCUGAAGGAACUAAAACUGAACUUGAGAGUUGGUAGCUGCUUUCCCAUAAAAGGUUUAGAGAAAUCUAACCUGCUCUCUGAUUUCUUCAUGAAAAUAUCCUUGCUUUCUUUUCACCCUGUGAGGAAGAUGAAAUCCAAACUCGAUGGAGGGAGUUGGGCACCAUAAGAUAUGGCUCUAGUCCCUGUCACUGAGCCCUCCUCAGUUUUUUCUUUGUUCUAUCUUUCCUUCUGUAACCGAAAAGAAAAAAUACAUGAACUAUUACCAAAUUUAAGGCAUUUCUAAGAAGCUCAUCAGUUUACUCCUCAUUUGUCAACAGUGACCAUGAGUAACAAUCCUUUUAACAAAUCCUUUUGAGGUUAGAGUAGCAGGA
Molecule: messenger RNA, 4987 nt
Organism: Phascolarctos cinereus (koala)
Lineage: Eukaryota; Metazoa; Chordata; Mammalia; Diprotodontia; Phascolarctidae
Source: RefSeq, a predicted model, not a curated record